Panicum virgatum (switchgrass) is the source of this 1915-nucleotide messenger RNA. RefSeq lists its product as uncharacterized. The coding region runs from base 139 to 1572 and encodes 477 amino acids. NCBI's taxonomy places the organism in Eukaryota, Viridiplantae, Streptophyta, Magnoliopsida, Poales, Poaceae. The record is from RefSeq and is a predicted model, not a curated record. The transcript is spliced from 3 exons.
UUUCGGCAUGAAAGGGGUAAGGUAGAGCUACACCUAUGUCAAAAUGGGUUUAAAGAAAACUAUAGAAUUUGGACCGCACAUGGUGAGAGGCGUGACCAGCAGCAACAAGAUUUUGAGGGUUUUGGUGAAACAGAUGACAUGGAUGGUAUGUUGGCUGACUUAGCUGCAGCUAUCCCAUCAAUAUCGGAUGAGGAACCAACAGCUGCUGCUCAAGCAUUUUAUAGGAUGAUUGCUAAUGCAGAAGAGUUAGUUCAUGACCAAACAAAACACUCAACUUUGUCAGCCACAGCUCGUUUGAUAUCAAUAAAGUCACAGUACAACCUCUCUAUUGCGUGUUAUGAUGAUAUUGUGGCACUCAUCCAAGAACUCUUACCUGCUGAUAGUAAAUUUCCAAAGGACUUCUACUCGUCAAAAAAAAUGUUAGAGGGUCUUGGCAUGCCAUAUGAAAAAAUUCAUGUUUGCUACAAGAAUUGCAUGCUUUAUUAUAAAGAUAAUAAGGAUAAACAGAAAUGUGACUAUUGUGAUACCCCUCGUUAUGUGGAUGGAUCAAAUAAGAUCCCACGUAAAGUCUUGCGCUACUUGCCCAUAACAGAUAGGUUACAAAGAUUGUAUGCACAUGAGCAGACUGCAAAAAUGAUGCGAUGGCACGAAGAAGCCCCCCGUUCUAUGUAUGGUACAAUGGAUCACCCACGUGAUGCUGAAUCUUGGCAACAAUUUAAUGUUGAUUUUCCGGAGUUUGCAAAAGAGGCAAGGAACGUACGAUUAGGUUUUGCAACAGAUGGUUUCACACCUUAUAGCAUCACAGCUGCUUCUUAUUCAUGUUGGCAUGUGUUUGUGAUUCCAUAUAAUCUUCCACCGGGUGUCGCCAUGAGGCCUGAAAACAUCUUUCUUUCUCUUGUUAUCCCUGGUCCAGAACAUCCUGGAAAAAAUUUUGGUGUUCUAAUGCAACCUUUAGUAGAUGAAUUGCAAGAGUUGAUGAAGGGAGUUGAAACAUGGGAUGCCUCAUUGAAGCAAAAGUUCACCAUGAAAGCAACAUAUUUGUGGUCAAUACAUGAUUUUCCUGCCCUUGGGAUGUUUGCGGGAUGGAGCACCCAUGGGAUAUUGGCCUGCCACCGCUGUUUAGGUGACACCAAUGCAUUCCGACUCACUAAGGGUGGUAAGGCAUCCUGGUUUGACUGUCAUAGGCGCUUUCUUCCUAUGGAACAUGAGUUUAGAACCCAAAGAAAUGCAUUUAGAAAGGAUACGGUAGUGCUGGAUGGACCCCCAAGGAAGUUAACAGGAGAAGAAGUAGAGGCCCAAAUGAACCUCCAAGUCGGUGAUAGGCUGACCUUUAAUAAAGAGCACAACUGGACACAUAUUAAUGGUUUGUGGCAGUUGUCUUACUUUAAAAAGUUGUUACUCCCGCACAACAUUGAUGUAAUGCACAAUGAGAAAAAUAUGGGUGAAGCUGUAUGGAACACAUGCUUUGAUAUAGUUGAUAAGACCAAAGAUAAUGUAAAGGCAAGACAAGAUCUAGCUUUGAUUUGCAAUCGUCCGAAGAUGCAUCUUGAGUGCUGUGAAGGCCUAUUAUGAUGAUGUUCUACAGCAGCCGAUAAAGGAUAUAGUGGCACGCAAGAAAUUGCUCCGUGAAGCACAAUAUUUGAAGGUUAAGCCAGAAUGGAUUUCGGAGGAGGCAUGGCGCAAGAUUUGUAGUUAUUGGUGCUCACAGGAAUUCUUAAAGAAGCGUCGCCUUGCUCAAGACUCACGCAUGCAGCCUGAUUUCGCUCAAAACAGGGGCGGGUCUCGACCAUAUGGGCAGACCAAGCGAUAUUUGGCAAAGAAGUAUGGCCCUGAAGCUGCCUCUGAUAUCAAUACUUACUGCUGCAUGAAGUCAGGUGUGAACAAUUGUGAUGAUAAUGGAAAAAGUGGUCCAAUC